Messenger RNA from Acanthopagrus latus (yellowfin seabream), 3268 nucleotides. RefSeq names its product DnaJ (Hsp40) homolog, subfamily C, member 18 (gene dnajc18). The record is from RefSeq and is a predicted model, not a curated record. Gene Ontology annotation, molecular function: Hsp70 protein binding. Gene Ontology annotation, biological process: cellular response to misfolded protein. NCBI's taxonomy places the organism in Eukaryota, Metazoa, Chordata, Actinopteri, Spariformes, Sparidae. Gene Ontology annotation, cellular component: endoplasmic reticulum membrane. The coding region runs from base 344 to 1513 and encodes 389 amino acids. The transcript has 8 exons.
GUCCGGUGAAUAUUAGUGGCCCUUAAAACACUGCGAAAACCCAGGCAGCAGGAACCGUCCCUCUUUCAGGCUAUCGGUUUCUUUAAAAAAUGGACCGUCUGCAGGCCCGUCCACAGCCUGACAACAAGCGCCAACGUCUGCGAACCGGACACCGCGAGGCACUCUGAGUGACCGGGGGCUCGUGCCGAGCUAACGUUACGCAGCUGUCUGAAACCAAAGCUAAUCGGCUACCUGACGUUAGCUAUAGCGCCUGGCUUUGCCAUAUGAUAUUGUCGCACAUUGCACUGGGGCGCUCUUCUAUUGACAGCGACUGUAUCAGCGAAAACAAGACUGCGGCGUUGUCAUGGACAAAGACGAAGCGGACCGGCUGAUAGAGAAGGCGAAGCUGUGUUUGCGGUCCGGACGGAAAGAUCGGGCGCUGCAGUUGCUGUACGAAGCCCAGAAUAUUUACCCCAGCACCCGGGCCAGAGUGCUGAUAGAUGCCAUAGUAAGGAAUGGAGGUACCACUACUCCAGAGGCAGAUCACGUGCCCCCGCCGACAGGCUGGAGAGACGAAGACAUUGGAAACCAUGAAACGAGUAACGCGGGUGGCGAUGAAAAGAAGAGCUACACCGAGGAUCAGCGGCAGGGUGUUCAAAGGAUAAAGAAUUGCAAGGACUUUUAUGAAAUCCUUGGUGUUACGAAGAAUGCAAGUGAUGAAGAUUUGAAGAAGGCAUACAGGAAGUUGGCCCUCAAGUUUCACCCUGACAAGAACUUUGCUCCAGGAGCCACAGAUGCUUUCAAAGCAAUAGGCAAUGCAUAUGCAGUGCUGAGCAAUCCAGAGAAGAGGCAGCAGUAUGAUCAAUAUGGAGAUCAAUCUGCACCUUCAGCAGCAACCCACCACUCCAGCCACAGUCGCCAUGCACACUACCGAAACUUCCACAGAGACUUUGAGGCGGACAUUUCCCCUGAGGAACUCUUCAACAUUUUCUUCGGAGGAAGGUUUCCCACAGGAAAUAUUCACGUGUACACCAACCAGGGAGCCUCCUACUCUCAGUUCUAUCAGCCUCGUCGUCGACGUGCUUAUGAGAGGCGCGAGGAGGUGGUAGAGGAAAACCAGAGUCAGAACACCUUCACAGCGUUCCUGCAGCUUCUCCCGGUGCUAGUGCUAAUCCUCAUAUCAGUGUUUACACAGAUGAUGGCCACUAACCCGCCCUACAGUCUCUUCUAUAAGCCGGCCAUGGGGUUGGUGGUGUCCAGGGAAACGCAGCACAUGGGUGUCCAGUACUACGUGGAUAAAAGUUUCGAGAAGGAAUACCGUGGAGCGGCGCUGGACGAGCUAGAGAAAACCAUUGAGAGCGACUAUAUAGAGCACCUGCAGAACAGCUGCUGGAAAGAGAAACAGCAAAAAUCAGACUUGGCAAACCUCGGACAACUGUACCGAGAUGAACGGUUAAAGCAGAAGGCGGAGUCGAUGAGGCUGGACAACUGCGAGAAGCUGCAUCGAUUGGUCGGGCGUCAGAGAGGCAAAUGAGGACUGUUUGUGAGGAGAACACAGUUUUGUUACAGACUGAGAUGCAUUGUCAGUGUGUAAUUUUAUCUAAUCUGGCCACUUUGUAAAGAAAUCUCUUUUAGGUACGGCGCAGUCAGUGGGAGGUCAUGCCACUAGAAACAAUGUGCCUUCUCUCCUCUUCGAUGGCAGAAAAUAAGAGUUGCGUGUUUGCUGACUGUGGCUGUUGUGGCAGCAGCAUCGAGUGCAAACUCACUGUGGCAGUAUGUGUACGAUGUCUCUGAGCCUUUAAACUUUCUUAUAGAAAUGGCAUGACAUACGGGGGUCUCCCUUUGGGGUUAUGAAGUCAGUUGUAUGUUCACACAUACAUGUUUAGGUUUUUGUAGUUUACCUGUAUUUAUUUUCCUGAAUGUUUUUGUGUCCUUGCUCAAAUUUUAGGUGUUAUUUAUUUAAUAGUGAAUAGAGUGAAUGUUAUAUGAGCAACUUGGCUCGUUUUUAUUAUUUUAUUUCUGUAGGAAGUAAUGAAGUACAUUGACUUAAAUAAUAAUGUCGUCUUUGGACAAAUCUGAGAUCUUCUGUAUGAAAAUGACAGAGUAUUUAAUAAUGAAAUUACUGACAAAUCAGAUAUUAGAAAAGACUUAUGAAUCUAUACUGUGGUUAAUCAGGCUCUUUGACCUCUGGCACUGUAGCAACAAGAGGCAUGGUGGCGUCUAAUUUUAGAAAACAUCACAUUUUUCUGAUUAUUAUUAAAAACAAAAAAAACUGUUGUACUUGCCAAAACACAAGCUGUCUCCUACAGUAGAGCUUCUGCUCCAGGCACUGCUGCUUGCAUUAUGUUUGCUGCGUCAGUCAUUAAAGCUUCCGCUGUUCAGGAACCCAGUGUUUUAGCUGCAGGCAUAAACAUAGGCACAACACCUAUGUUUGAGGUUAAGUGUGAUGAAUGACUGCUAAAAGAGUUUUCAAGAAGUAGAUUUGAUGUCAGGUGCAGGGAGUCCACUUCAACCAAAAAGUCCGUCACAGUCCUGCACAUAGUUCUGUAUCCCCUAUUUUUUGCCUGGGCUUAAACAGCAUGCAAUAGCUUAGACUCUCCUAAACCAUGCACAGACUUAAAUCGGUUUCAUUAAAACAUUUUUCAGCCCAUAUUUUAAGACUUUUAUAAAUCAGUCGAUAAUUUAAUUUGAAGUGUUUUAUAAAGAAGUUCAUUUUGAUUUGAAAAUCUCAUCUUGAACAAAGACUGAAAUUGCCGGAUAUAGUUGUUGAUUUCCACAGACAUAUAAAAGAAUUCUGAAAACAGAGUUGUGACUUUUCCCUUUAGUUCGUCUUGAGUAGGACACUAACAUUGUGGAGUUGUUAAAUAUACUUCCCUAAACCGACCAGAGAUCAUUCAAACCCUAUACAGACAUCCAUAUUUGUUGCUGUGCACUAAGACUGCCAAACUGCCUUAGCUGUUCUCAUAACUGGUGAAAUAUUCAGGUUCAUCUCAAGCACUUUUGAGUUCAUAUUUAAUCUUGUGUUCCAUAUUGUUAACGUUGCAUGCACCCUAGUGACAGUGUUUUAUUAGUUGCAUAUUUAAUUUUUGUGCGGACACGUCUACACCACUACUGACACACUAAAUUAUUAGAAUAUUCAGGUUCCACGCUGUAACUCACAAACAUGUCAGAUCUUUACUGCGAUACACAAAAAAUCAGGGUUUUUUGGGGGGUAUCCGUCAGUGUUGUAGUACACUUGAGAGACAUGUUUUCAGCCAAAAAUACAAGACAAUUAAAGAUGUAAGCAGAG